Messenger RNA from Mollisia scopiformis, 1691 nucleotides. RefSeq names its product 4-hydroxyphenylpyruvate dioxygenase. Bases 273 to 1532 code for a protein of 419 amino acids. Gene Ontology annotation, molecular function: 4-hydroxyphenylpyruvate dioxygenase activity. NCBI's taxonomy places the organism in Eukaryota, Fungi, Ascomycota, Leotiomycetes, Helotiales, Mollisiaceae. The transcript has a single exon. Gene Ontology annotation, biological process: L-tyrosine catabolic process. The record is from RefSeq and is a predicted model, not a curated record.
CGCCAAUCACGACCUGCUGCUUUGUGACAAUCCGCAAUCAUUGAAGGCCUUUUCGUCAAUCGAGCCUUCCUAGUCAGGAUCCUGCUGAUUUGUGAACCAUGGGAUAUGUGAGGUAAUCUAUGCCGAGUUUGCCUUUGCUCUGCUUUCUUUGUUACAUAUAAUCACUGCUGCGUCCGUCCAUUCUUUCCAUUCUCUCCAAGAACGAGUUCAGUGACUGCUUCUGGCCUACUUACUUCUUUCUUGUUUCUUACUUUGAGCUUCUCUUAUCUGCCAUGGCUCCGUCUGCGAUUCCCCCGCCAGUCUUAACUCCCACAUCUCUUAGCUUCCCCACAUCUACUCAUACCCCGGGUGCUGUGGAUGGCACACCGAAUUUCCAUGGCUAUGACCAUAUCACCUGGUAUGUGGGCAAUGCGAAGCAAGCAGCAUCGUAUUACACAACCCGUCUCGGUUUCCGCACAAUAGCAUACAGAGGUCUCGAGACCGGAAGUCGAUAUAUUGCCUCUCACGUCGUUGGCAAUAGCAAUAUCAGAUUCGUUCUCACGUCGGCCGUCAAAUCAUAUUCUGCCCUCGAUGGCGACGAGCCCAUAACAUCCGAAGAACGAAGCUUAUUGAAGGACAUCUAUGCACAUUUGGAGAAACACGGUGAUGCCGUCAAGGACGUUGCGUUCGAAGUAGACAAUGUGGAGGGUGUAUAUCGACAAGCAGUUGAGCAAGGCGCUGUCUCUGUCCAAUCACCACGAACACGAUCAGACACAAAUGGCUCAGUUACAAGCGCCAUCAUCCGUACAUACGGCGAUACAACACAUACUCUAAUCUCCCGAGACACAUACAACGGCAUCUUCCUCCCAGGCUACAAAUCCAUCCCCUCCUCCAAAUUGGACCCUCUUCAACGCCUACUCCCCACCGUCACCCUCGAAGCCAUCGACCACUGCGUCGGCAACCAAGACUGGGGCAAAAUGGAAGAAGCCUGCGCCUACUACGAACGCUGCCUCUCCUUCCACCGCUUCUGGUCCGUCGACGACUCGCAAAUCUCCACCGAAUUCUCAGCCCUAAACUCCAUCGUCAUGGCAUCCCCCAACAACGUCGUCAAGAUGCCCAUCAACGAGCCCGCUCCCGGAAAGAAGAAGUCCCAGAUCGAAGAGUACGUCGACUUCUACGGCGGCGCAGGCGUGCAGCACAUCGCGCUCCGCACAAACGAUAUCAUCGCCGCGGUAACCAACAUGCGGGCCCGCGGCGUGGAAUUCAUCUCGGUCCCAGAAACAUAUUAUACCACCAUGCGCCAGCGUCUCAAGACCGACAAGCGGAGCUGGAAGCUCCAGGAGGACUUCGACACGAUCCAGAAACUGAAUAUCCUGAUUGAUUUCGACGAGGGCGGGUACCUGUUGCAGCUCUUUACGAAGCCGUUAAUGGAUCGGCCGACGGUGUUUAUUGAGAUUAUCCAGCGGAACGAGUUUGAUGGGUUUGGGGCGGGGAAUUUUAAGAGUCUUUUUGAGGCUAUCGAGAGGGAGCAGGCGGAGAGGGGGAAUUUGUGAUGAGAUGAGAGAGAUUGUUUGACUUUGCAUAGCGGGUGUAAGUUUUUGUAAUAAGCAAUGGAAUGGAUGAGUUUUAUGCCUUCUCAUGUUUCGGGUGUUGUGUUGCUUCGAAGUGUCGUUCUUAAUGAGGUGUUUAAUAAUGGACUGGACGAACCCUAA